Messenger RNA from Recurvomyces mirabilis, 1044 nucleotides. RefSeq lists its product as uncharacterized. The transcript has 2 exons. Lineage: Eukaryota; Fungi; Ascomycota; Dothideomycetes; Mycosphaerellales; Teratosphaeriaceae. The record is from RefSeq and is a predicted model, not a curated record. Bases 1 to 1044 code for a protein of 347 amino acids.
AUGUCCACCACAACGACUCAGACACAAGAAGAUGGUGCAAGGCGCACUUUCGGCACCCAGUAUGAAACCAAAGACUUGAUCGAGUUUGAUACCAGCAAGAUAUACGGCGACUGGCGCGACGAAUUUCACAAGUACGGAUGCGUACUCAUCAAGAAUGUCUUAAGCAAGGAGCGAGCCCAGUACUAUGUCGACAAGCAGCUCGAAUGGUUGAAGAACUUCGACCUUGGCUUCGACGAGAAGGACAAGUCAACGUGGACUGCAGACCACUUGCCAGUCUCAUUCAAAGGCGGAAUGUACUUCGCUUACGGCUCCACACACGAGAAGCACACAUGGGAAGCGCGGACAGAGCCGGCCAUCGUGGACAUCUUCGAGAAAUUGUGGGGCACGGACGAGCUCAUCACAUCCUUCGAUGGUGUCAAUAUCUUCCCUCCUCGCAAGGACCUCAACUGGACACCGUGGCCACACUGCGAUCAGAACCCAGAGAGGAAGGGUAUGCAAGCCGUUCAGGGUCUGGUGAAUUACGCUCCCAAUGGCGAGAACGACGGCGGUCUUGUCUUGAUGAAGGGCUCCGCCAAACUCCAUGACGAGUUCUUCGCACACAAGCGUGAGGCUGCAGACCACGAGGAUGCGCCUCCACCAGAGAUCAAGUUUAUGGAUCUCUUCCUCUUCAGCCAGAAGGACGUCAAAUGGUUUGAGGAAAGAGGGUGCGAACUCGUGAAGAUCAACAUGGAGCCCGGCGACUUCGUCCUUUGGGACUCCAGAACACUCCACAUGGCCAAGUUCCCGGAAGGUGAGCAGAUUCGACACGCACAGUACAUCUGUAUGACACCUAGGAAGUUCGCCACGGAUGAGGCGUUAGAGGCGAAGAAGGAAUGCUUCGAGAACUACUACGGCACCACCCACUGGCCUCACUGUAAUGUUCGCCCUUCAAGCGAGAAGCCGAUGAGAAAUGGUGAAGUGUGCCCGAAAUACCGAACAGAGCCGUUCGAGAAGCCCACAGUCACCGACCAGGUCCUAAAGCUGGCAGGUGUCAAGCCAUACUAG